AUGGAGGAGCCAUCUCGGGAAGUUACGCGACUGGACGCGUCCAGGGAGGCGUUACAGUUUCUGGCUAGCAUUGGUGUGAAGGAACUCGAGCAGUGCCUGUUUGCAGACUCUUUAGUGACGGUCUCAGAUACUGGAAGAGAGCUGGGAGAGUUUAGUAUAACUGUCCAAAAAGUGACUUAUGACAAUGAGCCGUGCUACCACGUUCAUGCUAACAGCCAUGGCACCAUCGACAACAUACCCUGUGGAACCUCCAUCACAGCUUACAUAUCAAGGACACUUGAGACAUUAGAACAGAACCAUCAUGAAUAUGUUACGCUUCAGGACCAUCGUUUGGACAGGAAGUCUCACAUGGUCCAACAGGGUGAUAAGCUGCUGGUGAAUAAGGUCAUCACAGAAAGAGAGGAGGUGAAGAGACAAACUUUCACAUUUCCAUUAAGUUCUCUGGAGGGGUUUGUAUCAGAGGCAUCCAACCUUCUUAUCCUGCGAAUUCUGGCUCAGAGGAAGAGGAUCCCAGAGAACAUGGUGUUCCUCGCCUUGGAUGUUGAGACUCGGAUCUCGGUCUCUUCCUAUAAGGAGCUGGGGAUGAAGCAGCAGAUGCUGGGGCAGGAGUCUGUGGAGGUAUUUGGGAUUGAGAGGACGGUGGCAUCCGCUGAAGACGUCCCUGCCACAUGGCGCUGCUGCUUCCUCUCAGACGGACAUCUCGCCAGCAGAGUACAGGUUGGAUCCCCUGUGACAAUGAGGCUUAUUCAGCUGCCGUCUGUGAUCAGAGGAGAUGACAAGGAUGACAAACCUGUGUUUGAGAAGAAGCCCCUGGUCUGGGAAGAGGAUAUGCAGCUGUGUUCUAAAUUCCUUGACAGAAAGGAGGAGCUGGAAGCCGACCACGCCUCAUACAUCAGACACCAUCCAGAGCUCAAAGCCCUGAUGGCCGAUUUCCUGCAGUUCCUGUUGCUCAGAAAACCUGACGACGUCUUCUCCUUUGCUGCAGACUACUUUGCAGCUUUCUCUUCACGGAGGAAUCCAGGAAGCAGCAUCCAGUCUUCCAGUGUGAUCCAAACACCUGAAACCCUGAGAAACCAAGACUCAUAAUGCACAUAUGAAUAGGCAUAUCAUUCGCUGUAGUGUGUGUGUG
Messenger RNA from Megalops cyprinoides (Indo-Pacific tarpon), 1129 nucleotides. Its product is annotated as ciliogenesis associated TTC17 interacting protein. NCBI's taxonomy places the organism in Eukaryota, Metazoa, Chordata, Actinopteri, Elopiformes, Megalopidae. Bases 1 to 1086 code for a protein of 361 amino acids. The record is from RefSeq and is a predicted model, not a curated record. The transcript has 9 exons. Gene Ontology annotation, biological process: actin filament polymerization; cilium organization.